CAAAUAAUUUAUAGUAGCUAGGAUCAAAUCAUGUCGGCAGAACGGAAGUUUUUCGUGGGAGGUAACUUCAAGAUGAACGGGAAUCUAGAGUCCCUCACUGCUAUAGCAGAUAGGCUGAACUCUAGUGAACUGGAUGCUAAUGUGGAGGUUGUUAUUGCUCCCCCGGCCUGUUACCUCGCUAGUCUCAGCUCUCAGCUGGCUCAAAAGGAGAAUGUGAACGUAUCAGCAGAGAACGUACAUCAGGCAGCUAAGGGCGCGUUCACCGGAGAGAUAAGCUGCUCCAUGGCACUGGAUUGUGGUGCAAGCUACGCUAUCCUAGGACAUUCCGAGAGGAGACAUGUCUUUGGGGAGACUAACAAACAAAUUGGCGAGAAGACAAAAGCAACGCUAGCUGCUGGCCUCGUUGUUAUUGCUUGUAUUGGAGAAAAGGGUGAGGAUAGGAAAUCAGGCAAUACAAUGGUUGUGUGUGUUGAACAGCUAACUGCUUAUAAAGAUAAUGUGGAAGACUGGAGUAAGGUGGUGAUUGCGUACGAGCCUGUUUGGGCCAUCGGAACGGGUGAGGUAGCAACUCCCGAGAUAGCCCAAGAAACCCACCUCAACAUUCGCUCAUGGCUCUCUGAUAACGUUAGUCCCGAAGUGGCUGCCUCAGUAAGAAUAAUAUACGGAGGCUCCGUUAACGGAAAGAACUGCAAGGAACUGGCAUCCCAGCCGGACAUUGACGGGUUCCUAGUGGGUGGCGCCUCGCUGAAACCAGAGUUUGUUGAUAUUAUCAACUGUGAUUGUUAGGACGUUAUCUUGAUUUUGAGAUAACGAUUUGAUGAUGCGCGGGACUUUACAAGACUCUUUUUUUCAAUUUCUGAUUGAAAAACGUUUGAUUUUUUUGCAAUCGAUUUUGAGAUUUGGAUUUGCAUGGUACAAGAGAUUUCAUUUCUUACAGAAAUCUUUGCUAAACUCUUUGUUCAAUAUACGUUUUUUUGUCUUGAUGGCACAUUGUGUUGACUCACCCCGCAGUUAUCUUAGCCGUUUUUAUUUGGGUUUUUAUAAUUUAAAAAGUUGAAAUGAUAUCUAAUUCUAUUGAUUUACCUGAUAUGAAUUUUUUUGUUAUUAAUUAUGGUUACAUGACAAAA
Molecule: messenger RNA, 1127 nt
Organism: Bolinopsis microptera
Lineage: Eukaryota; Metazoa; Ctenophora; Tentaculata; Lobata; Bolinopsidae
Product: triosephosphate isomerase-like
Exons: 6
Coding region: 31-786 (251 amino acids)
Biological process (GO): gluconeogenesis; glycerol catabolic process; glyceraldehyde-3-phosphate biosynthetic process
Cellular component (GO): cytosol
Molecular function (GO): triose-phosphate isomerase activity
Source: RefSeq, a predicted model, not a curated record